AUGUGCACUCUUGAGAAGCGCGGUGAUCUCUUCUUCCUAACCCUAACCGGCGACGACGAGCACCGCCUCAGCCUAACCCUCAUCGACUCGCUCCUCUCGGCUCUCUCCCAAGCCAAGUCCCAAGCCACUCGCGGCUCGGUCCUGGUCACCACCGCCCACGGCAAGUUCUUCUCCAAUGGCUUCGACCUCGGCUGGGCCCAAGCCGCCGGCUCCGCCUCCGCCGCACUCGCCCGUCUCAGCAAGAUGGUCGCCGCCCUCGCCAGAUUCUUAUUGGCUCUGAGCCACGACUACUUCCUGAUGAGGCGCGAUAGAGGCGUGCUGUAUAUGAGCGAGGUCGAUUUGGGGCUGCCAUUCCCAGACUACUUCACGGCGGCGUUUCUGGCGAAGAUGGGGUCGGUUUCGGGUAGGAGGGACGUGAUGCUGAGGGGGAUGAAGCUGAAGGGAGACGAGGCUGUCAAGCUUGGGAUUGUGGAAUCGGCGCACGAUAGCGCGGAGAGCACGGUGGAGGCUGCGGUGCGCCUGGGGGAGCAGUUGGCGAAGAGGAAGUGGAACGGCGACGUUUACGCGGAGAUCAGGAAGAGUUUGUAUCCGGAGUUGUGCGGCGUUGUUGGAGUGGCGGUUGCUACUCCAAAGGCAAAGCUUUGAUUCCUCGUGUGUUUCGAUCAAGCGUUUAAGAAAAUAAUUUGAAAGGGGCUUAAAUUGAAAAUGAUGAUUUCAGUGUUUGAGGUCAGUGAACGCCUAGAACAUGGUAUUAUCAUUCUGGUAAUUAAUCCAAUGGAUGAAUAUAAUAAGUGAAAUAAAAACGGUGUGUUUUUAUUUUUUUGGUUUUAAUUUAUUUAAGUUCAUUGCAUUUAGAAAAUGCGUAAAUGUUUGGACUUAAAAUGGGAGGGUCGGCCAAAGUGAGCCAACCCU
This is a messenger RNA of Prunus mume (Japanese apricot), 912 nucleotides long. RefSeq names its product enoyl-CoA delta isomerase 2, peroxisomal-like. Gene Ontology annotation, molecular function: delta(3)-delta(2)-enoyl-CoA isomerase activity. Gene Ontology annotation, biological process: fatty acid beta-oxidation. Gene Ontology annotation, cellular component: peroxisome. NCBI's taxonomy places the organism in Eukaryota, Viridiplantae, Streptophyta, Magnoliopsida, Rosales, Rosaceae. The record is from RefSeq and is a predicted model, not a curated record.